GGUUGCUUCCUCUCCCUUUCUUUUCCAUUUCCUCCUCUCCUCUUCCCCCCUUUGGCUUGGGGCUUGGCUUGGCGCCUCCUCCAAUCGAGCAGGUUUCCCCAAAUCUUAGGGUUAGGGUUUCGUCUAUUCGUUGCCUUCCUCGCCGGAUUAGCGCGUCCAGGGAGGGUGAGCGGGGUGUGCUUGGUCGCGUCGCGUCGUGCCGUGCCGUGCCGCGCGUGGGAUGAUGGGCACCGCCGUGGAGCUCGGCCGGAGGCACGGCGGCGACCACCGCUUCUACGACGCAUCCAGGGUCCGGCGAGGGUACCACCACCACGGGCUCCCCAAGGCGAGGUGGGCCCCCGCCGUCCACCAGGAGAAGGCGGCCGAGGAGCCGUCCCCGUCGCCGGCGAGGGCGCCGGUCCCGCCCCCCGGCGUCGCGGGCAACCUUGAGCGGUUCGUGGCCGCCGUGACGCCGUUCGUGCCUGCUCAGUUCCCCUCCAAGAUGCAGAGAGCCGCGAGGGGGUGGCGGGGCUGCGGCGUGGAUGCCGAGCGGGAGGAGGCCCCGCACUUCUUCCUCAGAGACGUGUGGGAGGCGUACAGGGAGUGGAGUGCGUACGGUGCCGGUGUGCCGCUUGUCCUCGAUGGCUGCGACGGGGUCGUGCAGUAUUACGUGCCGUACUUGUCCGCCAUCCAGCUCUAUGGAGACCCCGCAGUCCUGCGACUGUCUUCUGGCCCUAGACAUAUAAUGGAUGACAGUGAUGGGGAGUAUCAUGAUUCCAGCAGUGAUGCAAGUAGUGAUUAUGAACUUGGAAGAGUAAAACAUCUAACUCAGGAAGGCUUCUCAAGUGAUGAUGGUGAAUCAGGAGAUUUGCAUGGCCGCUUGCUCUUUCAAUACCUUGAGUUUGAUUCUCCAUUUUGUCGUGAACCAUUGACUGAUAAGAUUUCCAGUCUUUCAGCAAGAUUUCCAGGACUGAGGACCCUUAGAAGCUGUGAUUUAUCACCGCGAAGUUGGAUAUCUGUUGCUUGGUAUCCAAUUUACCGUAUCCCUACUGGCCCAACAUUAAAAGAUUUGGAUGCAUGCUUUCUCACCUUCCAUCGGCUAUCAACUGGGCCAGAAGAAGAUAACGGUGGUGCUGUAAAAUACUGGGGUCCUGGUAGCAAACCGACUAUACCACUAUCUGUUUUUGGUAUGGCUUCUUACAAGUUCAGCAAUUCAAUAUGGUCUUCGACUGAUGGAGAUCGGCAGCUGGCAAGCUUCUUGCAGCAAGCUGCUUCUGACUGGCUGCGGGAUAGUCGUACCAGCCAUCCAGACUACCAGUUUUUUGCUUCCCGUGGUGCAUACAACAGGUAGUGGCACGGAGUCUACGCCUUGGCAGAAUUUGCAGCAGAAUGUCUGGAAGGUUUCAGCUGUAAAUACACCGAAGGGGGAGGUGAAUGGCUGAUAGCUUUCACACAUGCAUGCGGAGAGACGGUGUGAGCUCCCAUAGUAGGAUGCAAGCAGUGUUCUGCUUUGUAAAUGGCGGUAAUAGGGGAGGGUUUGAUCGGCUGUGUUUUUAUGCUUAAUAGUCGGUGAUCCUCCUGAGGGAAGUUGAGAUGAAAAGUGAAAAAAAAAGCAAAAAAGGACUGAAGAAAAAGGCAGUAAAAAGAUUAGCUGUGCUUGUUUGUUGAGCUAUGCAUGCAUGUCGGGUUGUUGGACUUGUUGAGGCUACUUAUGUAAUCCUACGAAUACGGGGGAUGAGUUUUGAUGAUAUUCCCCUUAAUGUCUGUAAACACUUGUGAAGAGCCUGUCUGACACUACAGACUGUUGUGUUUGAAGGGAACUUGUAGUUAGCAAAUUAGAGUCAUCCGCAUCGUUUGUUCUAUAGAAUAUAAUGUUGAUACUAAUCAUGUCUAGACUUGCAAUGCACAAAUUAAGAGCUGCUGAUGCGUGUAAACAGUCUGAUGUUCAUUAGUCAAAUUACCUUAAAAAUGCCGGUGUCCAAACUUCUCUUACAAGUGCA
Messenger RNA from Oryza sativa Japonica Group (Japanese rice), 1979 nucleotides. RefSeq lists its product as uncharacterized. NCBI's taxonomy places the organism in Eukaryota, Viridiplantae, Streptophyta, Magnoliopsida, Poales, Poaceae. The record is from RefSeq and is a predicted model, not a curated record.